CAACAUUCUUAGCAUAACUCGCAUUUGGUGACCUUUUGCCAUUCUUUCACGAACGGGGUGUCACUUCUUUUUACUACCACUAUUUUACACUACAACUUCUAUUACUGUUUGUUUAGUGGUGGUGGUGGUGACCGAGGACUCAUCUCCGAAUAAGCAUCAUAACAGCCUAGGUCGGAACGCCGUCGUCAUUCUCCUCUCAGGGCCAGCCGACACCUUGAGUUCUUUAACCAUGAACUACUAGGAAAACUUUUGAACAAAAUUGCAGGCAUUUGUACUGUUUUUAUGUUGAUUUCCCCACAAACUUCCCCUUAAAAACAUUAUUCGUGUCUCGACAUCUCAGGCGAGACCAUUUUUACUUGUAUAAUUGAAGUUCUCUUGGCGAUAUUAUAUGUAAUUAAGUAUUAUCAAUGUUUUCGCCUCCGUCCAGCAGUUUUAAAACCGGAAUUCCUUGGCUGGAUGUCUCUGACAGCGAAGAUGAAUCCGGAGACGAACAUAUGAAUCCUUCAGGAUUUUUCGGAAAAUCAUACAGUGAUCUUUCGCCAAAUUACGAGGCCUUUUCUCCUCUUACCACUCCGAAAUCUGUGAAAAACUCAGUUUCUCAAGGUCGUGUGCCGGCAUCUUCCCAUGACAAUGACAGUGAUGACUACUUUUAUUCUCGAAGUCCACGUGCCGUUUCACCUACUGGAAAACAGAGUAGUGACUUCAGUCGACAGUCCUCAUUUGCUUCGUCUUCAUCUUUAGGGAAGAGUCCUGUUUCUGAACACUCAGCCAAUGGCUUUUCAUUCAAAAACUUGUCAUUUGAUCACAACAUUCCCAUGGACAGUAGCUCUAGUACGGAGGAAAUAGAGACAAGUGAGCCAGACAGGCAAGGUGAAUACAGUGAUAGAGAGGCACAAAAAUUAUUUUCAGAAGGCACAUCAACUCCUGCUCAAACAGAUGGUUCUCAAACACCUACAUCUAAUUGGGUGUAUGGCGAUGCAUCCGAUCUCUCUGGGAUUCAUGGGCGAGGUUCAUACGACGAUAGUUCUCUUGGAACUGAUUCUCUUCUCGGUGAUACGGAUAGUCUAAAAAAUCUUAUGAGUAUUCCAAAUCACAACCACACAACCGCUGAAAACAUUCCUUCGGACGAGUAUUGGGAGCCGCCAGAGAGCUGGGGAACAAUUAAACCUUAUGAUCAAAGUCACGAAUUUACGCCGCACGUCUAUACUAAGCCUAAGGAGCCCGAAGAUACACAACCGUUUCAGUUGCGUAUAUAUCGUGCAGACAAAUCAGUCGUUUCCUUUACGUGUCCGAUGAACAUUCGUGCGCAUGAGGUUAUUAGAAUCGUCGCUCAACGCUUUUUCCUUCCUUAUCCAGCUCCUUACUAUUUGCUCUUAGUCUUCUUUAAUCGUGAACGCAUUUUGUUGCCUGACGAACGACCCUGUUACAUAUACAAAAACUUCUUAAAGGAUUUUGGUUAUGAUUUUAAUUAUAGGGACUCGCCUGAAACGAAUGAUGAUUUUGGAAUUGCUCGAUUCGUGUUUACUACAAUGGACAUUGGAGCAUCUCUUGGCAAAAAAGUUCCACGUUUUACUUCUUACGAAAACAUUGAUGUUUCUGGCUUAAAUCUUGAGGUUUUACCUGUAAAGUUACAUCGGCAUGCUGCAGAGAUUCGAAAACUCAAUGUCGCCGAUAAUCUAUCACUUAAAAUUCCAAACGACUUUUUGGAAGCUUGUACAAACUUGGAAGUACUAAAUCUGUCAGGAAAUAUGCGGCUCCCGGAAGGAAAAAGCAUUGUUUCAUUAAAAAAACUUAAGGUCCUAAAUAUAUCUUUAAAUGACCUAUAUGAAGUGAAUCCGGAACUACUUGCAGAAACAAAGGCCACUAAUCUUAGAAAACUGUACUGUUCCAGUAAUAAGCUUUUCUUCCUUCCCUACCCUCUUUUAUAUCUGUCUCGUCUAACAUAUCUGGACCUCUCUUUUAAUAAUUUUACGACAGUUCCUAUAAGUCUUGUUGAGAUUACAACUCUUCAACAUCUUGAUAUGUCUUAUAAUUACUUGUUAUACAUCCCACCCGAGAUUAAGCGGUUAAAAGAAUUGAAGACUUUUUACUUUCAAUUCAAUUCGGUGUAUGGUGUUUUACCUGAAGAGUUUGGCUCCCUUAAUAAAUUAGAAACAAUUGACCUGAGAAACAACAAGAUCAGCGAUAUAUCUUCGUUAAGUGGAUGUUCACGUUUAAAGCAAAUUUUUGCAAGUGGAAAUCCAAUUUCUCAGCAUGAAUCAAGUCUGUCAAAUGCUGUCCGGUUAGACUUGUCUCAUUGUCCUAUGACAAUAUUCGAUGUUCCGACAUCUGAAACAACGCCUUUACGCUAUUUGGACCUUUCCUACGGAAAAAUCGUGACAAUUAAUCCCUCUACUAUUCAAUGCUGGUCUCAGUUGGAGUAUCUUAACCUUAGUUACAAUCAUUUUAAUGCCUUGCCAGGCGUCUUCUCAGAGAUGAUAAACUUAAAGCGUUUAUUAUGUACCAAUUGUGAGAUUAGCGAAAUCUCUCCGGAUAUUGGAAAAUUAAAGCAUCUCGAAUUGCUCGACUUGCAUUCUAAUAAUUUGAAACAUGUCCCGGAAGAAAUUUGGAUGAUUCCGUCCCUUACAGAGGUAAAUCUUUCAUCGAACAUAUUGGAGCAGAUUCUGCUUCCUGCGCCGAAACCGACGGAACGUGCUGUUCACCGACUACGCUUGGUUCGAACGCUUUCAGGCCGUUCCCUUUCGGGUUCUGAUUUCGAUCAACACUCCAUCCCCCCUGUGAGAGAGUUAUUGCUUGUUGAUAACCGUUUAAGUGACACUUGUUUUGCGACACUGAGAAAGUUUAAGCAUUUACGAUUGCUAAAUCUGUCUUACAACUAUAUAACGGAAAUUCCUAAGGGAUUUGCCGAGAAGCUUUCAAAUUUACAGCGAUUUUACAUUUCCGGUAAUAGGCUUUCAAAGCUACCUAUUGUGGAACUUCAAAGAUUGAAUUUGGAAUUACUUUACGUGAAUUCAAAUAGACUUACACAAAUGAUUUUUGAAGAUACACCGUUUCCGAGUUUGUUGGCUUUAGAUUUAAGCAAUAAUAACCUUCAAACGGUUAAUGUUGGAAGAGACACCCAAGCUUCGACUACUCGUGUGUAUACAAAACUUCGGUAUUUUAAUCUUUCGGGCAACCCGUGGCUUGCACCGUUCAAAAGGCGUCGGGAACAUCAACGGAAGGAACUCAUAAACGUUCUAAACAAGAUACGCGUGCUCUCGCUCCUAGACAUUGAAGAAAAUGUUUUUACUAGCACUACCGACAUUCUUAAUCGCAUUGUUAGGACUGGCAAUACGGAAGACAAAUUACUAAGCUACGGUGUCUGUGACAGCUUUGGAACCAAUAUGGACGCUUUAUCAUCCGUGGAACUUGUUAUUAAAGAGUUUUUAGGACCCAUGUCUUCCCUGUACUGUGUGUUGGACAGUGGCUCACCCACUGAAUCUGCGGCAAAAGUAUUACGGUUCGUUUAUGAUAACUUGCCUCAAUGUCUUGCUGAAGAGUUAUCUAAUCACUAUUCUUCUACCGAGUGGAUUUUUCGGGCUAUAAAGAAUGCAUUUUUAAAUCUCAAUAAACUGUUAGCGCUCGCGUUUUAUGACGAUUUACAUUCAAAAGGCGGUGAGAUCGACCAGGGUCCCAAGAGGUAUGUAAAGAAAGGAUAUUUCUUCGACAAAUCAUGCGUGGACUAUGGCUGCAGCGUCAUCCUAGUGUAUCUUCGUGAUACUCGUGCUUUUAUCGCAAAUGCUGGAACUGCAGAAGCCAUCAUAUCAAAACGAACUGAUUCUGAACCCACUGCAAUCAGUAAACCGCACAGCUCUAAUGAUCCAAUGGAGAUCCGGCGCGUUAUCGAUCAAGGUCAAGGUUCUUCAAGUAACGUGGAAUUCAUUAGAAAAUACGAAGUGACCAGAGGCGUUGGUUACCUUUCACAAGUUCCCUUUGUAAUUAGUGAUCCCUUCAUAACGGUCGAAAAUCUCUCAGAACUGAAUGACUUUAUCGUACUUGCAAACAGUAAUCUUUGGAAAGUCCUUUCCACACAUGCGCUUAUUGAUAUCGUUCGUUCAAAUUAUCGCUCUCCAAUGCUUUCUGCAUCCAAGGUUCGCGAUUUUGCUUUGGCCUAUAAUUCAAAAGAACCAUUUACCGUCGUGGUGAUUGACCUGAAACGUCGUUUCGGGACUCAAACACCGGUAAUCCCAAAACUCGGUGAACGUGGUACUAUGAAGGAAGAAGAAGAAGCGGCGUUAAACUUACAGGCGCUUCAUAAUUUGCCUGAUGACUCUGCGUUAGCGAGAUUAAGUAAGGAAGUAUCACCUCCUCGAGGGUGCAUCGCUAUGGUAUUUACAGAUAUAAAAAACUCAACUCAGCUUUGGGAGCGACAUCCAGUUGCUAUGCGAUCUGCCAUCAAAACACACAAUACUAUCAUGAGACGCCAGCUCAGAGCUACAGGAGGGUACGAGGUGAAAACCGAAGGUGAUGCUUUUAUGGUAUGUUUUCAAACCGUUCCUGCUGCUCUUCUUUGGUGUUUCUCUGUACAAUUACAGCUUCUUUCAGCCGACUGGCCGAAAGAGAUUGUCGAGUCAAUUCACGGAAGAGAAAUUCUCGGUGAGCGGAAUGAACCACUGUAUCGGGGACUAAGUGUGCGUAUUGGCGUUAAUUGGGGUGUCACAGUUAGUGAAAUGGAUCCUAUCACACGCCGUAUGGAUUAUUACGGACCAAUGGUGAACCGUACUGCUCGCAUUGUUGCAGUUGCUGAUGGUGGACAAAUUGCCAUUUCUAAUGAUGUUGUCAAUGCCCUUCAACAGCUUGAUAGUGAAAACGCACCUUCAGAACGCUCGUACGAGACGGAGAUGGAACUUCGAUCUCUGAAACAAAUGGGUUAUGUGGUUCAUUACAUGGGCGAAUACAAGCUGAAAGGUUUAGAAAACCCUGAACGCAUUUCCCUAAUAUAUCCACUGGCACUCGAAGGACGAUUGGAGCGCAUUUUGAAGAAAUCUAGUUCAGGCGUCCAGACAUCGUUUGAUAAGGGAAUAGUGAACCGACCUCGAAGUCGAAGCAAUAGUCUUCGUCCAAUUAUCGGUCGGCUAAGCGAAUCACGAUCCGUAAGUGAAGACUACCGUAGACGGUCAGUUUCAUCUCUGCGCGGUGAAACGUUUAGCGAUCCAAACCUUCGCUUUCCCGCCGGCAUCUUCGAUAAUUCUUUGUACCAGCAUUUGCUUGAACUUUGUGAACGUCUCGAGGAUUCGGCAGCACUACUUCACGGCUACCCCGAAGCGCCAGAAUGUUCAAUUGGUCUUGCUGCUCCAGAGACAAUUGGUGAGGAAUUUGCCAUGCUUUAUCGUCUUACUCUUCGGAUCGAAAACACAAUUUACUGUCUGCGUAAGAUGUUACGAAACAUUUAGCUCCCAAUGCUCCGUUGAGCUGCAUUAUUCUUUCUCGCGUUUUCCCAUCAAGCAUACUCUUUGUUUCUGUUGCUAUUAUUACAAGUUCUCAUUGGCAUUUUUAUUCAGUCUUACUUAUCCGCCUGUUGUUAUAUUCGUUCUAUCUCCUUCAUUGAUUGAGGCCUCCCUUAAGGGCUCUCCGUUUUUUGGGUAAUCUUCCAAUCUAAUCAUCCACAAAGUCAAAACUCUUCCUCAUGUCUAUCAAUCGCGCACGUACAUCCAUUCACCUCCCGCAUCGCACCCCAUUCUUCCAAGCAACGCGAGUGCACACAACUCCUAGCUAGUAAUCUACAUUUACCACACCCGUACAAACCCCCUUGCCAACAAACCAACCCUCUUUGACGACCAUCCCAUGUAAAUAUCUUGUAAAUAAAUCCAUAAAAUUCAUCAUAAUAAACAAAAACAGAAAGGAAGAGAAAAC
Messenger RNA from Schizosaccharomyces japonicus yFS275, 5892 nucleotides. RefSeq names its product adenylate cyclase. Gene Ontology annotation, molecular function: manganese ion binding; protein serine/threonine phosphatase activity; magnesium ion binding. Bases 408 to 5432 code for a protein of 1674 amino acids. Gene Ontology annotation, cellular component: cytosol. Gene Ontology annotation, biological process: negative regulation of transcription by RNA polymerase II; cyclic nucleotide biosynthetic process; negative regulation of conjugation with cellular fusion. The transcript has a single exon. The record is from RefSeq and is a predicted model, not a curated record. NCBI's taxonomy places the organism in Eukaryota, Fungi, Ascomycota, Schizosaccharomycetes, Schizosaccharomycetales, Schizosaccharomycetaceae.